GGACAACCCGUUUCCCCCCCCUCCCCCUGUCCCGCUUCGCCUGCUGCUUUCUUCCCUCCCUCCCCCUCUCCCUCGAUCCUUCUCCCCCUUCCCCCGUGGCCUUCUCCUUCGAUCAUGUCCUCGCUGCCGGGAUUCCACCUCUCGAGCUCCUCGCUGCCGCCCACCUCACAGAACGCCGGGGCCCAGGCGGGUAGUUCCGGCGACGCCGUCGUCGCCACCGGGACAAUGACCCCCGGACAGCAGCAGCCCACCGCCGCGGCUGCUGCCCAAAUGCGCGCCGCCACGGCUGCUGUGGCCGCGGCUGCUGCCCAGCCGACACGCAAGAAUCCCGCCCAGCGUUCUGUCCGCAAGGGGCCAAACAUUUAUGGCCGGGUCAGCCUCGCUGCGCUGGCCUUCCUCUUUUCGGAGAUCGUCAAAAUGGCCAACGAAGCUGGCGGCGGCAUUGAGAAGAUCGAACAGCGUCUCUUCGAGGUGGGCUACUCGGUGGGCAUCCGCGCCGUGGAGCUAGCAUACAUUCGUGGCUCCGGCCUUGGCGAACAGAGCACUCCCCUCCUCCGGAGCACCACCAUCGUGGAGAUCCUCCAGAUCAUUCAGACUGUCCUCUUUCCCAUGCUGUAUGGCACGCGCCUGGGGCCGAUCGAGCGGGACACCUCGCGCAACCACUACUACCUGAUCGAUGAUGACCCGGUUGUCUCGCAAUUUAUUUCGGUCCCGGCCGACAUGAAGGAUCUCAAUUGCGGCGCCUACAAUGCCGGGAUCAUUGCGGGCUUCCUUGAGCGUGCUCAAUUCCCUGCCUCGGUGUCAGCCCACAACCACGCUUCCAAGGAUCUCCCCAGCCGGACAGUCUACAUGGUCAUGUUCGAGCAGUCGGUGCACGAUCGCUGCAAGCGCCUGGAAUCCGGUGGCAGCUGGUCGCCUAUCAACUCGCCAACCGGCCAGUAGCCAUCAAGUAUCCCGUGACCCUGCUCCAUAUCACAACGCAAUAAAAUGCCAUUUCAUUCUA
Molecule: messenger RNA, 1003 nt
Organism: Fonticula alba
Lineage: Eukaryota; Rotosphaerida; Fonticulaceae
Exons: 4
Coding region: 115-942 (275 amino acids)
Biological process (GO): endoplasmic reticulum to Golgi vesicle-mediated transport
Cellular component (GO): TRAPPI protein complex; TRAPPIII protein complex; TRAPPII protein complex
Source: RefSeq, a predicted model, not a curated record